Pistacia vera is the source of this 987-nucleotide messenger RNA. Its product is annotated as linamarin synthase 2-like. Lineage: Eukaryota; Viridiplantae; Streptophyta; Magnoliopsida; Sapindales; Anacardiaceae. The transcript is spliced from 2 exons. Gene Ontology annotation, molecular function: UDP-glycosyltransferase activity. The coding region runs from base 1 to 987 and encodes 328 amino acids. The record is from RefSeq and is a predicted model, not a curated record.
AUGAUGCAACUAGCCAAACUUUUUCACUCAAGAGGUUUUCAUAUAACCUUUGUCAACACUGAUAAAUCACAGACGUUUAAUCCGCUCCAAGGGUCCGGACUCCGUAAAGGCUUACCCGAUUUCCGGUUUGAAACCAUACCAGACGGACUGCCACCUUCUGAUCGUGAUGCAACUCAAUAUGUUCCGGGGGGAUCAGAAGCACAAAACUGUUUAAAAUCUUCUGCAAUUAUAUUCAACACUUUUGAUGAGUUUGAACAAGAAGUAUUAGAGGCUAUUACCUCCAAAUUCCCCAACAUUUACACAAUAGGUCCACUUCCCCUGCUCUGUAGGCACGUCCCUGAUAGCAGUUUCAAGUCAUUUACAUCAAGCUUGUGGAAGGAAGACUCGGAAUGUCUUAAAUGGCUUGACAAAAGGGAACCAAAUUCAGUUGUAUACGUUAAUUAUGGUAGCGUGACUGUGAUGACUGACCAACACUUGAAAGAAUUCGCAUGGGGUCUGGCAAAUAGUAAGCACCCAUUUUUAUGGAUUGUUAGGCCGGAUGUGGUGAUGGGUGAUUCUGCUGUUUUACCUGAAGAAUAUUUUGAAGAGAUCAAAGAUAGAGGACUUAUAGCAAGUUGGUGUUCUCAAGAACAGGUGCUCACACACCCAUCAGUUGGUGUUUUUCUAACACAUUGUGGGUGGAAUUCUACAGUAGAAAGCGUAUGUGUCGGCGUGCCUGUGAUUUGUUGGCCUUUCUUCGCUGACCAACAAACGAAUUGUCGCUAUGCUUGCACAACUUGGGGCAUUGGAAUGGAAGUCAAUGAAGAUGUAAAGCGUGAUGACAUUGAGGCUCUUGUUAAAGAAAUGAUGCAAGGAGAUAAAGGAAAGCAAAUGAGGCAAAAGGCUCAAGAUUGGAAACAGAAAGCAGAAGCAACAACAGAUAUUGGAGGGAAAUCUUAUAAUAAUUUUAAUAGAUUGAUUAAGGAGGCUCUCCAUCAUCGUAACUAA